AUGUCAGCAUCAGGUCCGCCGUCAGGGCCUUCUCAGGCACCAAUCGACCCAGCAAGAGCGGCAGAGAGCAACACGGCUCGCAUUGUCAGCAUUGUCACAGUAUUUCAUGUCCUUGCUUUGACGACAAUCGCAUUACGCAUCUACGCACGAGUAUGGGUCAUUCGGAGUCCUGGAGCAGAUGACUGCGUUAUGCUUCUUUGUGCUGCCUGCGCUAUGGGAGGCUGGAGCAUCUUCAUCAUACAGGCACAUUACGGACUUGGAAAACACCAGGAUACGAUUGAAACGCCCGACUUCAAGAUUUUCCAGCAUGCUGGUUUCUGGCAAUCCAUCAUCUCGGCUGCUGGGGCUCUGAUGUGGCUCAAGAUAUCCAUUGCCUUGAACUUGUUGCGACUCAGUCAAAACAAGUGGUAUACUUGGUCUCUGUGGGCCACGAUCGCAUUCAACAUCUUCACUGAUGUGGUAUUGGCGACUCUUCCCAUCCCCAUUAUCUGGAACCUUCAGAUGAAGCGACGAGUCCGUCUCUCCGUCAUUGCCAUUCUCAGCUUAGGUUACUUCCUUCAGCUCCAAUUGGGCAUUAUCGCGGCUUGUGCACCAGCCCUCAAACCGCUCGUAAGCCGCUUCCUCAAGCUUUCCACGGCUGGAGACCACCGAUAUCCCUCAGGCCGCUCCCAGGCCCCGGGGAGCAUCGGUCUGCAGACGAUAGGCGGUUCAGGGCCCGCGCGACGCCACACAAGGAAACCCAGCUUCGAAUCGGACGAGAGGGUCAGUGGGGGCAGUGACGGCGGCAGUCUGGGCGGCGCGGGCUCCAAGGGGCAGAACGAGAUCUCUGUCCAGGGAGCAUUCUACAAGCAUGGCGAAGGGGGUAGCGAAGAGAGGAUCCUGGAGGAUCAAUUGGGGCGUAUGGGACCGCAGCGGGUAAAAGGGAUCAUGCGGACCACUGAGGUGAUCGUCCAGUAA
Molecule: messenger RNA, 957 nt
Organism: Verticillium alfalfae VaMs.102
Lineage: Eukaryota; Fungi; Ascomycota; Sordariomycetes; Glomerellales; Plectosphaerellaceae
Exons: 4
Coding region: 1-957 (318 amino acids)
Source: RefSeq, a predicted model, not a curated record